Populus euphratica (Euphrates poplar) is the source of this 1405-nucleotide messenger RNA. Its product is annotated as protein LST8 homolog. Gene Ontology annotation, cellular component: TORC2 complex; TORC1 complex. The coding region runs from base 205 to 1155 and encodes 316 amino acids. The record is from RefSeq and is a predicted model, not a curated record. The transcript has 11 exons. Lineage: Eukaryota; Viridiplantae; Streptophyta; Magnoliopsida; Malpighiales; Salicaceae. Gene Ontology annotation, molecular function: protein binding. Gene Ontology annotation, biological process: regulation of actin cytoskeleton organization; TOR signaling.
GAAAAAAUAAUAAAUAGGAGAAAGAACGCCAUAAGUUACCCUUUUCUAUUACUCCACUGAAUCAUGGCUUCUUUUUCGAGCCCUAAUGGGAAAGAAAUGUAAAACCCUUCAAAACCCUAAUCUCAAAUCCCACAGUAUCCACCAUAUCCUCAUGAUUCUAAGGAGGUGGUUAUAAUAAUAAUUAUUAUAAUUUUUAAUAAGAUAAUGACACAGCCAUCAGUAAUACUUGCCACUGCUAGCUAUGAUCACACUAUCAGAUUUUGGGAGGCAAAAAGUGGCCGCUGUUACCGUACAAUCCAAUACCCCGAUUCGCAAGUUAAUAGGCUUGAGAUAACCCCUGAUAAGAGAUACUUGGCUGCAGCCGGGAAUCCACACAUUAAGCUGUUUGAUGUCAACUCAAAUAGUCCUCAUCCGGUAAUGAGCUAUGACUCGCAUACGGCAAAUGUUAUGGCUGUGGGAUUUCAGUGUGAUGGAAACUGGAUGUACUCAGGGUCUGAGGAUGGAACAGUGAAAAUUUGGGAUUUGAGGGCUCCUGGUUGUCAAAGGGAAUAUGAAAGUCGUGCGGCUGUCAACACUGUGGUGUUGCACCCAAACCAGACAGAGCUGAUAUCUGGAGACCAGAAUGGGAACAUUCGAGUAUGGGAUUUGACUGCAAAUUCAUGCAGUUGUGAAUUGGUACCCGAGGUGGAUACAGCUGUAAGGUCUCUAACAGUUAUGUGGGAUGGAAGCUUGGUAGUUGCUGCAAAUAACCAUGGAACAUGUUAUGUUUGGCGCUUGUUGCGAGGGAACCAGACAAUGACCAACUUUGAGCCACUUCAUAAGCUACAAGCACAUAAUAAAUACAUUCUCAAAUGUCUUCUCUCACCUGAAUUUUGUGAUCCACACAGAUAUCUGGCCACUGCAUCGGCCGAUCACACUGUAAAGAUAUGGAAUGUUGAUGGUUUUACUUUAGAGAAAACUUUGAUAGGUCACCAACGCUGGGUGUGGGACUGUGUUUUCUCUGUAGAUGGUGCAUACCUUAUAACAGCUUCUUCUGAUACGACAGCUAGACUUUGGUCCAUGUCAUCCGGUGAAGACAUCAGGGUGUAUCAAGGGCAUCACAAGGCGACUGUUUGUUGUGCACUCCAUGAUGGAGCAGAACCCUCUUCAUGUUGAACCUGGAAUAUCUUUUUUCCACUUUUGGGGUUGGAUUUUUUAAUCACUCAAUGAAUAUGGCAUGAUGAUAAUGCUUGAGUAAAACAUCUGCUGCAUAUAUUUCCUGGCAUUCAUCAAAGUUGUGCCUAUUCUCCCUACCCGUUAAUUUUCGAUUCCUCUGUAACAUAUUUGGGAUCAUAUUAUGGCGCACUCUUCACAGUAUUCGGCGACAAUAAAGUUAUUGAUAUUCAGUUCGUGAUUCCCUUUCUGA